UGAUAGAAGAUUAUGGAGUAAUUAGUUAGAUAAUUAUGAGUAGUAGUUUAUUAAAUAAUUUAGAUAUUAAUGAAACAUAGUAUUUAUAUUAUUAGUUGGUCAUCUAUGCUAUUGGGUUUUGUUUGGUUGAGCUUUAUCCUCUAGGCCCAUUAAGAGUCUUAUAUAUAUGUAGUGUUCUUAUCAAUUUGGAAUCAAUCAAGGAAAUGAAUCAAUUUAUCUUUUAUUUUAUUUAUCUUUAUUUAUUGUUUUUCUUAGGUUUAGCUUAGUAUAGCUUGAUAGAGCUUCGACACUCUAUCAAUUGGUGCUUUCAUUCUUGAACACCAUGGCCUUUUCAAACCCUACUCAUCUCUAUUAUCCAGAUCCCACCACCAUUCCAACCUUUUCUCCAUUUUACUCUUCCACCAUCCCUCCCACUUAUCCCACAACCAUACCAAACCUAACUCCAACCCCUACACCCAACCCAAGUUUUCCUUCAUAUCCACAUCACCUUCAUGACCCAUCAUACCACCCACCACCAAGUUUCACCUAUCCACCUUACUCUUCAUACCCAAACAGCACCGCAUCACCAUCACCAAACCAUUACACAUCAUACACAACUUCUUCUCCAUCUGAUUAUGCAUAUUCAAAUCACUACAAUUCCUACCAAGACACAAACCUAUCGCCUCCCAUCAUUACCCACAACACCACCAACACCUUGCAGCAACAAGCCAAUACCAUCCAACAACCUUUCUACCACCAUCAGCCACCCAAUACCUCCACUCCCAUCUAUCAUCAUGUUGACCUUCCCUCUCACCAGAACCAAAACCCCACACCAACAGUCUCUCCUUCAUUUCCUACUCACACCAUUCACAAGCCACCAACACCCACUCCAUCACCAAACCCAUAUAUCUCCUCACCGUCACCACAAACACUCCCUCCUUCAAGAUUAGAGACAAAACUUGCAAAUUUUGAUGGCAGUGAAGAUGCUUAUUGGUGGAUUAUUUGCUCUGAAAAAUCCUUCAACAACAGGAAUCAUAGCUUAUCAGAUGCAGAGAAAAUAAUUGAAAGUAUUUUAGCAUUAAGAGGUGCUGCUCUCACGUGGUGGUUCAGUUGGUUUCCCACACACCGAAGGCCAUGUUGGGACUCUUUCACAUGUGGAUUACUUCGGCAAUUCAAGCCUGAAUGGAUACCCAUUUUACCCAUUGAUGGUGAAGAAGACUCAACCAAAGAAGAUACUGAGUUCAUCACUUUGGUUGAAGAAAAAGAAGCACCUGCAAUGAUAGAAGAUACUACCACCAUUGAAGGUGAAGAAGAAGAACCAACAGUCAAAGAAGAAGCAAAAAAAAUUAUUGAUGGUGGCCGUGAUUUCUUCUCCAUGACCAAUCAGAAUUUUGAAACAGUUGAGAAAGGGCAAGAAUCCAAAACUCACCAUGACUCUCUAUCAAUUUCUCUGUGUCCAAAACCACAAACAACAACACAGUUUCCUUCAACUUUGCCGCCGUCGGCGCCGUCGUUAAAACCACCAGACCCGCCACCUAAACCACCUGAUCAACUCAUGGUUCACUCUGUCCAUCCAUUUUCGGCUUCGCCAUUGAAACCGCCGGAACCACCACCGCUACCUCCUCCGUCUCCGAAACCAUUGGUUGUACUCGACGCCAUGACCACAACAAAAAUUUUGUCUCCUCCGCUGCCGUUUCCGCCUCCGAAGCCACCGGACAAAACUCCAACGCCGAUGUCGACACCAAAACCACCAGACAAGGUCCUACCUUUGUUCAUGAUGUCGUCGCCGAUGCCACUGCUCAACCAUCCACUCCCCCGACCACCGCCAAAGCCAAAUUAUCAUGGCUCACCUCUAAGCUUCAACCACCGUCACAUUGGGUACGAGUUGCUCUCUCUCUCUAUCACCAUGAAUUUCGUACAAUUUCAAAGGGAAAAACAACUGUCUCCAACUAUUGCAAAUUGGCCGCCGUUAGAUCAACUUCCUACUCCUAGUGGUACAUCAUGGCCGUUCAUUGAAAACAUAAUUCUUGUGAAUCCUUCCAAACCAACAGAAAAUUGGCACAUGUCAAGUGUAUUUCCACAACCCACAAACGUGAUGUGUGCAUGUGUCCUUGUAUCAGCUUUUGUCCACUUGCAUGAAUUCAAAGCAUGCUAUAUGCAAUUUUUAUUAUUAUUUUUUGAAUUGGGCUUAAGAGCAACGGACCAAAAAAAUUUAUUUGGACCGCUUUACAUUCAUCAAGUUGACUCAUCUCUGAACCUUGAGGACAAGGUUCAAGUGAACCCGGCGGUAAUGAUAGAAGAUUAUGGAGUAAUUAGUUAGAUAAUUAUGAGUAGUAGUUUAUUAAAUAAUUUAGAUAUUAAUGAAACAUAGUAUUUAUAUUAUUAGUUGGUCAUCUAUGCUAUUGAGUUUUGUUUGGUUGAGCUUUAUCCUCUAGGCCCAUUAAGAGUCUUAUAUAUAUGUAGUGUUCUUAUCAAUUUGGAAUCAAUCAAGGAAAUGAAUCAAUUUAUCUUUUAUUUUAUUUAU
Molecule: messenger RNA, 2503 nt
Organism: Trifolium pratense (red clover)
Lineage: Eukaryota; Viridiplantae; Streptophyta; Magnoliopsida; Fabales; Fabaceae
Exons: 2
Coding region: 323-2299 (658 amino acids)
Source: RefSeq, a predicted model, not a curated record